AUGAGCAUCAUCCUGCAGCCAUUCCUGGAUGUAGUUGGCGUGGUCUUCCAAUUUCUUACUGUCAAACACUUCCGACGAGAACUGUCCGCUACAAACCUCUCCUCGCAAAAGAUGAAGCAUACCGUCAUCAUCGGCGACGGGUUCGCCGGCGUCAGUGCUGCCCAUAGAUUUCUUAAGAACGUCGGCAAGACCACCACCGUCACAUACAAGCUCACGUUGGUGUCGCGUGAUAGCCACUUCUACUGGAACAUUGCCGCGCCGCGCGGCAUAAUUCCCGGCCAAAUUCCCCACGAACAGCUUUUCCAACCCAUCAACGCUGGCUUUUCCAAGUACGGUCCCAACACAUUCAAAUUCGUUCUCAGUACUGCCACCGUGUCAAGGGGGAUUGUGAGUUUCACCGAGGCGACACAGCAGGCCGUACAUGAAUUUCAGAGGCGCGUGAAAACCGCCAGGUCCAUAGGCAUCGUGGGCGCCGGCCCAACGGGAGUAGAGACAGCUGGCGAGCUGGCUUUUGACGGACCUACCGUCCUCGAAAACAGGCCGGCAGGUGUGACUAGCACAGCAUUGAAGCAACUCGAGGCUCUGCAUGUCGACGUCAGAGUCAGCACCAAGGUGAAAAAUCCGGUGUCGCAACCCGAUGGCAAAUUCGAAUUGAUUCUUUCUAGUGACGACAGAAUACUGCCUGACCUUUACAUUCCCACCUUUGGAGUCCUACCCAACUCCUCAUUUCUACCUUCCCAGUUCCCUGACGCCAAGGGCUUCAUCAAAGUAGACAAGUAUUUUCACAUCAAAGGCACUGGAGGUGCUUUCGCCAUUGGCGACGUUAGUGACUCUGAGGCACCAUAA
Molecule: messenger RNA, 846 nt
Organism: Neoarthrinium moseri
Lineage: Eukaryota; Fungi; Ascomycota; Sordariomycetes; Amphisphaeriales; Apiosporaceae
Exons: 3
Coding region: 1-846 (281 amino acids)
Cellular component (GO): cytoplasm
Molecular function (GO): flavin adenine dinucleotide binding; electron-transferring-flavoprotein dehydrogenase activity
Source: RefSeq, a predicted model, not a curated record